AUGAAGGAUCUAAAGGCUAAGAAUUACCUGUUCCAUGCCAUAGACAAGUCGAUACUCAAGACUAUCACUCAGAAGGAUUCGGCGAAGGAGAUUUGGGAUUCAAUGAAGACAAAGUACCAAGGAAGUGCACGUGUGAAGCGGACUCAACUGCAAAGGUUACGGAGAACCUUUGAGACAUUAGAAAUGAAGGUCGGGGAGUCAAUUUCAGACUACUUUGGGAGAGUUAUGAAUGUCAGCAAUGACACGAGGAAUUGCGGCGAGGAUCUGGAAGAUGUUAAAAUUGUUGAGAAGCUUUUGCGUACAUUGACAGAAAACUACAAUUUUGUGGUUUGCUCCAUUGAGGAAUCUAAGGACAUCGAUCAACUUUCAGUCGAUGAACUUCAGAGCUCUCUUUUGGUGCAUGAACUAAAAGUACGAAACAAAGAGAUGGAUGAACAUGUCUUAAAUACAUAA
Messenger RNA from Cynara cardunculus var. scolymus (artichoke), 453 nucleotides. RefSeq lists its product as uncharacterized. Bases 1 to 453 code for a protein of 150 amino acids. The record is from RefSeq and is a predicted model, not a curated record. Lineage: Eukaryota; Viridiplantae; Streptophyta; Magnoliopsida; Asterales; Asteraceae. The transcript has a single exon.